Molecule: messenger RNA, 81 nt
Organism: Lathyrus sativus (Indian pea)
Lineage: Eukaryota; Viridiplantae; Streptophyta; Magnoliopsida; Fabales; Fabaceae
Source: the annotation of a GenBank genome assembly
AUGGCACAGUGCGUAACCAAUACCUUUCUACAAGGAAAACCAUUCCUUCCACUUCCCACAAAAAACUUUCAGCAGCAAUAA